GCCAAUGCUGGUCAUGGAAACAUAGAAAACGAACGAGUUUAAGCAAAUAUCACUUGCAGUACUAAUGGCUUCAAUGAAUAACCAAAAAGAAAUUGAGCUCUUUGAGGGCCAAUCUCUUUUGUACAUGCAGUUAUAUGGCAACCUAAGAACUAUGUGUCUUGAGUGGGUUGUGCAACUUGGUAUUCCAGACAUAAUACACAAUCAUGGAAAACCCAUUACUCUUUCUGAGUUGGUCUCAACUCUCCAAAUUCCACCACCUAAGGCUGGUUUUGUGCAGCGGUUCAUGCGUUUUUUGGUACUCAAUGGAAUAUUUGAUACCCAUGAGAGCCAAGAAGAUCAUGAAUUAGCAUAUGCUCUAACCCCUACUUCAAAGCUUCUUGUCAGUAGCAGUGACCACUGUUUAUCUCCAAUGGUUCGGGUCAAUACUGAUCCACUUCUGAUGGGUGCAUUCCAUCACUUUGUUGAAUGGAUUCGUGGGGACGACCCCUCAAUAUUUGAGACAGUCUUCGGAACAAGCAUUUGGGAAUAUUUUGAGAAGAAACCUGCAUAUAUGAGUCUCUUCAACGAGGCUAUGGCAAGUGAUUCCCAAAUGGUAGGCUUGGCACUCAAAAAUUGCACUUCAGUUUUUGAGGAUCUGGAUUCCAUGGUGGAUGUAGGUGGUGGAACUGGAACCACCGCAAGAAAUAUCUGUGACGCAUUUCCUAAGCUGAAAUGUGUUGUGCUUGACCUUCCUCAUGUUGUAGAAAACUUGACAGCAACCAAUAAUUUAAGUUUUGUUGGUGGUGACAUGUUCAAAUCUAUCCCUCAAGCUAGUGCAGUUCUACUAAAGUGGGUUUUACAUGAUUGGGAUGACGAAGAUUGCAUAAAGAUCCUGGAAAAGUGUAAAGAUUCUAUUUCAAGCAAAGGCAACGGAGGGAAAGUGAUUAUCAUAGAUACAGUGAUAAACGAGAAGCUAGAUGACCCGGAUAUGACUCAAACAAAGCUUAGUUUGGAUAUAAUAGUUAUGUUGACUAUGAAUGGAAAAGAACGAAGUGAAAAAGAAUGGAAACAACUCUUCACUGAAGCAGGAUUCAAACACCACAAAAUAUUUCCCAUCUUUGGUUUUAGAUCUCUAAUUGAGGUCUAUCCAUGAGCAUUUAUAUUAUUUCUGUAUAUCACACUCAACAUGUUUUUUAUAUAUAUAUAUAUAUAUAUGAACAUCCUAAGACAUCGUUAUUAUGUAUUUAAUAGUUUGCGCGUGUUGUGAGUUGAAUAAAGCUAAGAUGGCAUAUUGGCAUUGUUAACUUCUGUUGGAAUUACAUUAUGUUUGCUAGGUGGUUAAAUGCUCUGUGUACGAAUCUCGAUCAUUCCUAUUU
Molecule: messenger RNA, 1355 nt
Organism: Glycine soja
Lineage: Eukaryota; Viridiplantae; Streptophyta; Magnoliopsida; Fabales; Fabaceae
Product: isoflavone 7-O-methyltransferase-like
Exons: 2
Coding region: 65-1132 (355 amino acids)
Biological process (GO): methylation
Molecular function (GO): S-adenosylmethionine-dependent methyltransferase activity; protein dimerization activity; O-methyltransferase activity
Source: RefSeq, a predicted model, not a curated record